This is a messenger RNA of Endocarpon pusillum Z07020, 492 nucleotides long. RefSeq lists its product as uncharacterized. The transcript has a single exon. Lineage: Eukaryota; Fungi; Ascomycota; Eurotiomycetes; Verrucariales; Verrucariaceae. The coding region runs from base 1 to 492 and encodes 163 amino acids. The record is from RefSeq and is a predicted model, not a curated record.
AUGCAGAUCGAUGGCACUUAUCUGAAUCUCGGUGACUGCUUUGUGCAGGGCAUUAUGGAUGGUGAGAUCAUGGGUAUGGAGCAUUUUCGUGUCGAAGAGCUCAUCGACAGCGUUCGUAUCCUCGCGAAGAUUCAGAGCGACUGCAACGGAUUGAACACACUUACAACGUCCCGAUAUAGCACAAACGCCAUGGAACUUACGCUCGAUGCACUUGACAGCCCUGAGACCGUUGCUCAGGCGAUUACGCUAGUUGAUGCUCGCUUCAGAGCCAUUUCAUCUUUACAGGAGAUCAUUGUCGAAGUGUACGAGGACGGUCCGAGUGAUGAUAUAAGAACGGAAAUGAAGAGUCACGGAUGGACAAUCAGUGCAACCAAAAAAGGGAAAGAGUUAGGCUCUGACAGCUCUUUCGACGACAUCGGAGUUGAUUAUGAUCGCUAUGAUGAUUAUGACAUUGACAACGAUAGUGACUUUUGGAGAAGGGCAGCGGACUGA